Molecule: messenger RNA, 315 nt
Organism: Mesorhabditis spiculigera
Lineage: Eukaryota; Metazoa; Nematoda; Chromadorea; Rhabditida; Rhabditidae
Source: the annotation of a GenBank genome assembly
AUGAAGCUCCUCCUACUCGUCGCUGCCUUCUUUGCCGUCUCCCUCGCCGUGGCAUUGCCCGAGCAGCCGAAAGAGAGAGGGGUCUUCUGCCCGGUUUGCCAGGCCUUCGUAAAGCAAGUGGAGACCGAUAUCGAGAACGGAGAACAAGCCGACGAGGAUAAAUUGAACGCCUGGUGCGAGAAGGAGUUCGGCACCGGGGUGAUGGGAAAAGUGUGCAAGGGAUUCGUCGAUUCCGAAUUGGAAAAGGUUGUUGACAAGCUGAAGAACGACCCGGGAGCCACGCCCGAAUCUGUUUGCAAGGAUAUCGAUUUGUGC